AUGAUCAAACUCGCCAACUUCAAGUCAAACCAAGCUUUCAAACUCCUCUGGCUGAUACAACCGCCUGAUACCGGUGAAAACCUUCGCCUCCUCUGUUAUAUUCAGUGUGUCAGUGGAGGACUUCCAAACAUGAACUCUAACAAAGUCCUCAGGGAGCUCAAAUCUUGCAGAUACCAUCUUUACACGUUCUGGCUGUUCAUCUUCAGCGAUUUGAAAACCAUCGUCGUACCAAGUACUAUUUUCGGAAUCACAAAUGGUUGGGCCGCACCAAAAUACGGUCUGCACGCUUCCAGUCAGCUUGUACGCCCUCAGAAUACCAUCGAACUUCUAAGCUUGAUUGGCAGAGGCCUGAACGUCUUGGUAUGGGUCGUGAUAAACUUUAUCCCGUUCGCCAUCAACAACCAGCGCGGCCAACGGGCAGUCGCUGAGGAUCUCCUCAACAAGCCCUGGCGACCCUUUCCAAGUCAUCGAAUUUCCCACAAAUACGCCACACGGAUCAUGGUAGCGCUGUAUAUAUUCGUACCCUUGUAUAGCAUGAUCUUCAGCGGAGGAAACCGACACUCUGUCUUAUUAAUAAUCCUGGGAUUGUGGUACAACAACUGUGGUGGCGCAGACAAUGGCCCGAUAGUACGAAACGUCACCAAUGCGCUGGGCUAUACAUGUUUUGUAUCCGGGGCAAUGGAAGUGUUCCUGGGCGGCUCUGCUCUGCCCCUCCAUCCUGGGGAGUUGUUGGGACGAUGGCAUCUUGUCAUUACUGCUGUUAUCUUCUCAACUGUUCAUCUGCAGGAUAUGUCCGACCAGCCUGGUGAUGCACAGCGUGGUCGUCGCACAGCCCCUCUUGUGUGGGGUGAUGGUUUUGCUCGGUGGACGAUCGCUGUGCCAUUGGUCACUUGGGGGAUAGCUUGCCCUAUGUUUUGGGGUGUUUCUUCGCUCUGGUAUUUUCUGAGUGCUGGUUUAGCAUGUACAGUGGCUGUGCGCGUUUUAGUUGUGCGUGGAGUGCCUGGGGAUCAGAAGACGUUUCGUACGUGGAAUUGGUGGAUUGCAGUAGUAUAUAUGUUGCCGCUUUUCUCGGAGCUAGACUCGACAGAAGGGAUUGAUUGA
Molecule: messenger RNA, 1101 nt
Organism: Penicillium canescens
Lineage: Eukaryota; Fungi; Ascomycota; Eurotiomycetes; Eurotiales; Aspergillaceae
Product: UbiA family prenyltransferase
Exons: 1
Coding region: 1-1101 (366 amino acids)
Cellular component (GO): membrane
Molecular function (GO): transferase activity, transferring alkyl or aryl (other than methyl) groups
Source: RefSeq, a predicted model, not a curated record